UAGACUCCAAGCUGUGAUGUGAUUGGAUCAACAGCCUGGCUUUAAGGGUUUUUAUAUCCAGACACAGCAGUGCCACUCUGUCCCAUGUCUCAAAGAGGCUCGGUACAGUAACUCACUGGACUCCAGGGAUAAAAGAUCUGUUCUAACCAGGAAGCAGGAAUAAUGAGGCACAGUGUGGUAUUUCUGUUGCUGCUCCUCUUAGGGGCGGGUUCAGCUUACAACUAUAAAAAUCUGGCCUUGCGAGGAAAAGCGACUCAGUCGGCACGUUAUGUGCACACAUUUGGAGCUGCCUACAGCGCUAUUGAUGGAAACCGUGACCCUGUCUUCGAUGCUGGAUCGUGCACCCACAGUGCUGAACAGACCAACCCCUGGUGGAGAGUUGACCUGCUGGAGCCCUACAUCGUCACCUCCAUCAUCAUCACCAACAGAGAAGACUGCUGUGCAGACAGGCUCGACGGGGCAGAGAUUCACAUCGGAAACUCUUUACUAGACGGUGGUGCUGCAAACCCAAGGGUUGGUGUAAUUUCUCAUAUCCCUGCAGGGAUCUCACAUACUUUCAGUUUCACUGAACGUCUGGAGGGACGUUACGUGACUGUGCUUAUACCUGGUACAAACAAGUUUCUUACACUCUGUGAAGUGGAGGUUUAUGGGUACCGAGCCCCAACUGGAGAGAACCUGGCCCUCCAAGGAAAAGCCACACAGUCUUCAUUGUAUGAAUUUGGUAUUGCCUAUAAUGCCAUUGACGGGAAUCAAGCCAACAAUUGGAUAAAGGCCUCCUGCAGUCACACAAACAAGGAGAUGAACCCCUGGUGGCGACUGGAUCUGCGCAAAACCCACAGAGUGUUUUCUGUUAAGGUAACCAACCGAGAUUCAUAUGAACAACGAAUCAAUGGAGCCGAGAUCCGAAUUGGAGAUUCCCUCGACAACAACGGCAACAACAAUCACAGGUGUGCUGUGAUCACAAGCAUCCCAGCAAGUGCUACUACUGAAUUCCAGUGUAAUGGGAUGGAUGGCCGCUAUGUUAACAUUGUUAUCCCUGGAAAAGAAGAGUACCUGACCCUGUGUGAGGUGGAGGUGUAUGGCUCUGUCCUGGAUUAGGUGUCAAUACUAAUACUGUUGAAUGUACGCAAACAAAACAAAAUAGUAGAUUAAGCUAAAAUUUGUUUCCAUUCAAAAUAAGACUUAUCCAAUAAAAUUACAUCACGAAAUGCAUACUCAUUCAUUUUAUUGAGACCUGUAGGGAAUGGAAGCCCUCUGUGAUUUAGGAAGUCUGCGGAAAAAUAAUAGUCCAAGGGCUCCCAACACUGUGUUAAUGUAAUGGUGUCAGUCAAUUCAGUGGAAUUAUUAAACUUUAUUUUUGCUGUUAGUA
Dicentrarchus labrax (European seabass) is the source of this 1369-nucleotide messenger RNA. Its product is annotated as fucolectin-7. The record is from RefSeq and is a predicted model, not a curated record. Bases 163 to 1098 code for a protein of 311 amino acids. The transcript has 6 exons. Lineage: Eukaryota; Metazoa; Chordata; Actinopteri; Moronidae.